Molecule: messenger RNA, 2304 nt
Organism: Molossus molossus (Pallas's mastiff bat)
Lineage: Eukaryota; Metazoa; Chordata; Mammalia; Chiroptera; Molossidae
Gene: CUNH5orf15
Product: chromosome unknown C5orf15 homolog
Exons: 3
Coding region: 25-813 (262 amino acids)
Source: RefSeq, a predicted model, not a curated record
CGCAGGUUCCCGGCAGAGUCCGUUAUGGCCGCUGUCUCCCAGAGGAGGAUGAGGGGAGCCGUGCAAACGAAGCUGCGGCCCGGGCCGGGCAUCCAGGUCCCUGGAGGUUUGGAGCGGCCGUUGGUCCUGACGCUCCUGCUUGCGUCCGCCGCUGUAUCACUGACUGAUUCACUGAGCCAGACUGAACUCACGGAAGAUGUUUCUAUUCCAAAUAUGAGUGCUGUUUUAACAGAAGAAAUACAAAUCAAACCGUCUGUUUCCCAAAUCAACACGACUCUCCCUCCCACAACUAGUACAGAGAAAAGUGGAAGGGCAUCUGUCUCCCCUCAUCCCUCACCUACUACUUCUCUGUCCCAAGAGGAAGCUGAUAAUAAUGAAGAUCCUAGCAUAGAAGAGGAGGAUCUUCUCACACUGAAUAGUUCUCCGUCCACCGCCAAAGACAGCCUGGACAAUGGAGAUUAUGGAGAACCAGACUAUGACUGGACCACCAACCCUAGGGACGAUGAGUCCAGUGAGACGGUGGAAGAAAACAGGGGCUACGUGGAAAUUGAACAGUCAGUGAGAUCUUUUAAGACCCCAUCCUCAAAUAUAGAAGAGGAAGAUAGUCAUUUCUUUUUUCAUCUUAUUAUUUUUGCUUUUUGCAUUGCUGUUGUUUACAUUACAUAUCACAACAAAAGGAAGAUUUUCCUUCUGGUCCAAAGCAGAAAAUGGCGUGAUGGUCUUUGUUCCAAAACAGUGGAAUAUCAUCGUCUAGACCAGAAUGUUAAUGAGGCAAUGCCUUCUCUGAAGAUUACCAAUGAUUAUAUUUUUUAAAGCAGUGUGUUUUGAGUUUGCUUAUUGCAUAAUUUUAUUUGCUUGACUUUUUAUAUGAUGUCAUGCAGAUUUUCCCCAUAGGCAUUUGGUAUUAAAUGAGAGGUGGGUCUCUCUUUAUUUUGCCUUGGUGCUUUGGAAAUUAAAUGUCACCAACAAGGAGUAUAUAAUUUUUUAUCUACACUCUCAGAGGUGAAUUCAAUCAGGUGUCCAAAAUGUGGGGCUAAGCAUUACCUGUUAGUUUCCAUUGUUUUAGAUUUCUUUAUUGUACUUCUGAAAUAUUGUACUAAUAAGUGAUGCUACUUUUAAAAGAUCCCAAACUUGUAACUAAAUUCUAACAUAUCUGGUACUGCUGACUCAGAUUCUCUUUUUGCCAUCCAAAUACUUUUUUUAAGGACACAUUUUUUUGUGCUCCCAAACUGUAAUCUGUAAGAAGGUAUGUAAUAAUACUUUGCAUAUAAGUAACAUUUUUCUUUUCCAGGAAAAUUACUUUGGAUAUUUUUUGAUAAUUUAAGCAUAAUUUAAGAUAAUAAUAUUAUUCAACCUGACCACAAUUUUAGGUCAAUUAAUAAAUGUUUCUAGAAAUUCUGGCAAUAGAGACUCUGAAGUUUGCAGUGGACAUAGGUGAAAUGUUAUAGAGAUACCACGUUUUGGUUCAAAUUAUUGAAUUAAAUUUAGAGGUAGAAAUCAUGGUAAAAUAUUAAAUACAUGUACAAUUGCUUUUAGUUAGCAAUUGAUUAUAGCACGGGUUCCUCCAAGCUUUCAAGCAGGGGGCAGAGUUUAAAAUUAUAUCAGAUUUUUUUACUUUGUUUAUUAUUUUAUAGUAAGUUUGAAUAAAUUUUAGUGGCCAUUAUCAUUUAAGUAAUAUUAUGCCUACAUCUUUCAAAUUAAAAUUAAACCUGAAUGAAGUUGUAUACAUAAAGAAUAUAUGUGUACACUGAUGUUUUCUCCCAUUUUUUAGUGGCAACUGGAAAUUAUUACCGUAUUUUAUUUAGCCUACCUAUCAUAAAUAAUUGAUCAGUGUGUAAAUAUUUGAUUUGAACCAUGGUUGACUUACAAGUGUCACUACAACUUUUGAGAAAACAUAACCCCUAACGUAUGUCAAACACCCACUCACAAAGCCUGUGUGAGCAAGUGGGCAUGUGCUUUGUGUCACGAUGGAAGGGUCUGAGCAGUCUGUCUAUUCUCUCGGUGGGCAAUUUACUGUCCUCAUAAGGAAGGGAAGCAUAAUGGAAAUACACCCAAACUGUUUUAUUGCAGUAAUUUUUUUCAUAUCUGAAAUUGUAUUAUUUAAUAUUUUGAAUAAGAUUUUAAAAAAUAAAUGGCAAAGAUAUCAAUCCAUGGUUUUAUAAGUGUGUUUCAUUUUAAUGAUGGCAUAGGGUCCUUCAUUUGGGUGGUCACAAAGGGUUAGUGCUAUGUCUGGGGGGGAAGCUAAACUGACUAGCUUGCUUUUUUUUCUUUUAGCAAUAGAACUCUGCCUCUAUGAAUUCCACU